Messenger RNA from Meleagris gallopavo (turkey), 1146 nucleotides. Lineage: Eukaryota; Metazoa; Chordata; Aves; Galliformes; Phasianidae. The record is from RefSeq and is a predicted model, not a curated record.
AUGAAGUGGAGUAUAGGGAGGAAAGAGGCUGAGCUGUGCGGUGCUCCCCGAGCUCCUCCGCUCAGCCCCAGGGACGGAAAAUGGCCCCACGGGAACAGCGCGGAUCCCGGGCGCCCCUUCCAACCCCCGUGGGCUGCGGGGUCCGUGAGCAUCUCCCCAGAGAUCGGGGCCACCUCACGCCGCUCUGCCUCUGUUUGCAGCGGGUUCUUCGGCGAGCCGGACUCCUUUUCCAUGUACGGCAGCAACCGGGUGAAGAGGAGACCGUCGCCCUACGAGAUGGAGAUCACCGACGGUCCACACACGAAGGUGGUCCGCCGCAUUUUCACCAACAGCCGGGAGAGGUGGAGGCAACAGAACGUGAACGGAGCCUUCGCAGAGCUCCGCAAACUCAUCCCCACGCACCCGCCCGACAAAAAGCUGAGCAAGAAUGAGAUUUUGCGCCUGGCUAUGAAAUACAUCAACUUCCUGGCCAAGCUGCUCAACGACCAGGAGGAGGAAGGAAACCAAAGGGGUAAAGUGAACAAAGACUCGGGGAUAGUUCAGGAAGACCUCCUGCAGGACAUGCUGUCUCCGAACUCCAGCUGUGGAAGUUCUUUGGAUGGAGCAGCGAGCCCGGACAGCUUCACAGAGGAGCACGACACGCUCGACUCCAAGCACGCACGGAACCUGCACCAUGCCAUCCUCCCUGUCGAAGGCAGCGCGCAGCGGUGAUGACCCCAAAUCACUCCCCGAGCGCUCAGAGGGUGGCGAGACCCAGGCGGGUGGGAUUUGGGACCUUUGGCUCCCCGUCUGCUCGGCUCAGGUUGGCACGUUGGCCAACCGAAUGGGAUGGACGCUCGGUGUUUAGGUACGGGAUCGUACAAAGAAGAAAAGCGUUGAAGUCGUCUUCGUUGUACAUACUGACUCUGAGGAUGGGAGGGGAAUGCAGCCAGCGCCCCUCCAGCAUUCUGAGGGUUUUUUGGACCGCCUGAGGGUCACUUCUCAAGCAGUCUUGAGGCUGGGACAUGAGGAAUGAAACACAGGGCUGUGGAGCACAAGCAACUGGUCCGAGCCAUGCUCCCAUUGACCAAGACCUUCUGACUGUAUCUUUUUAAUGAGGUGAAAAAUGCCCUCAGCAAAAGAACUAUUAAAAGGAUUGAGACUUUC